Messenger RNA from Tachysurus vachellii, 4102 nucleotides. It is a transcript of the gene cep89, whose product is annotated as centrosomal protein 89. Gene Ontology annotation, biological process: chemical synaptic transmission; mitochondrion organization; cilium assembly. Lineage: Eukaryota; Metazoa; Chordata; Actinopteri; Siluriformes; Bagridae. Bases 180 to 2672 code for a protein of 830 amino acids. The record is from RefSeq and is a predicted model, not a curated record. The transcript is spliced from 20 exons. Gene Ontology annotation, cellular component: centriole; ciliary transition fiber.
AAAGCGUCUAGAUACAAGAAACUUAGAUUGACGGUAACAAGUUGAUGAAGAAAACUUGCUUUAGAAAAACAUCACACACGUGAACAGUUCGGUUUGUUUUGAUGUUAUAUACGUGUAUUUCCUGAUGUCUUUACUUCCGAGAAAAUCUAAGGCGUAAAUCUCGAGGACAAAGUGGGAUCAUGCCAAAAUUCAACUUCUCCUUUCGAAGAAGAGAACAAAACGCGUUUAAGAACAUAGCUCAUGGCUUAAUCCCUGCUGCCACCAUUGCUCCCAAGCCUGCUGUUCCCCGCACUCCUCCCCCUCGUAGCCCCGUUUCCUCACCAGAGAGACCCAGGUCUGCUCUUGCGGCUGCCAUAUUGACGUCCUCCUUAACAGGACGUACCUUUGCCAUCCCUCCACCUCGCAGCAGGUCCUAUUCUGAGAGCGAAUGCUCACACACAGACAGCCACACUGGCUUUGAGCCCUACGCCAGCACAGCACUUUACACCAGGGAUCGAUGGCCAGAUUCAGUGGCAGGCCGACCUCGUCUGCCUUCUCCACGACCCAGCGACGAUGACAAUGAUAACGACGAGGUUGAGGAGGAAGAGUCAGAGGCAGACGUGUGUGGAGAGGAAAGCCACGUGUACCAGUCUAUAAAGAGACAGGGCAGAGCUCCAGUUGCAUUGAAGAAGACCUCUGCAUUUCACUUAAAACUGGAUGAGGACACGGACAACUCUACUUUUGAGAUCGUCUCUCCUUUAAACACUGAAGAUGAAACCGAGGUGGACGAAGGGACGAGCAUAAAGAAGCCUCCACUGGCACCACAGACCAAGUGUCCAUCGCCCAGAAGUAUGGCAUCUCCAGAUGCAAAAGAAGAUCUGCGAGCUCAGUCUCCAUCCAGCAGCACUCCAAGGAGAAAGACCUCGAUGAAGAAUAAGAGUCCAGCACGAGAGCGUAAGAGAGACAAAUUAGAGGUGAAUGAGGCAUAUCAACAUGCUGUGGAGUUUCAGCGGGAGCUGGUGAAUGAGUUGAGAGAGCUUAGAGAACAAAAUCACACUCUGACUGCACAGAAGGAGGUGCUGGAGAGGAUGUGCUCAGAACAGAACCAGCAAAUCCAGCACCUACACCAGCAAACAUCACACUCAACAGGUGAGAGUUCUGAACUGCUGAGUUUGAGGCAGCAGGCACAGGAGCUGGUGGAUGAGAAUGAUGGAUUGAAGAUGACAGUGCAUCGGCUAAACGUGGAGCUGAGCCGAUAUCAAGCACGCUUUAGACCACUCACCAGAGAGGAGUGUUCUCGUAGCAGUGGCCUACCAGGGAAAGGACCUACUCCUCCGUGGCUGCUGGAUAUAAAAUAUUUAUCCCCGCUCUUAUUGGCUUAUGAGGACCAGCUGACUGAGAAAGACCAGCUCUUCAAAGCCUAUGAGGAGGAUUUAAAGAAGUUGAGAGAGCGCACAGAGGAGGUGAUUCAGGAGAAUGAGAAGCUUCACACAGAGCUCAGCAAGAGGAGCAGUGUCAGUAAUAAAGAGUGGAAGCAGUUGCAAGAUCAGGCACGGCUGGUUUUGGAGGAGAAUCAGGUGCUCAUAGAACAGCUGGAACUGCAGCAUAGUAAAUCCAAGGAGAGAGACACCAAACACACACAAGAAGUGUGUAGGUUGACAAAGCAGGUCAUGCUGUUGGAGUCUGAGAAGGAGAACCUGGAGUCUGAGUUAGAGAUGACACAUAAAGAUCUCUGCAUGCUGAAGGUGAAGCUUAAGAAAGCUAAUUCAACCCUGGAGAGCUCGGUCAGCCGCGUCGAACAUACAACCGCUACAGACAAACUCAGAUGGAAGCUGGAGGAAGAGGAGAAGCUGAAAUGUACUGAGGUAGAGGAGCUGCAGGAUCGUGUGGCCACACUGCAGGCUGAGAAAAAGACUCUUUUUUUGGAGAAAAAUGACCUUAAUGCACACAUCAAACACCUGGAGAGCGAGGUCCAGCUGGCACGCCAAGCCAACAGGAAAGCUCAAAGGCGUAUCGAUCUUCUGAAGCAGCAGAUUGAAGAUUCUUUAGAGAAGGAGCUCGUAGCCCACCAGUACCUCACCAGCAUUGUGAUACUUGCAGAGAAAACCACUUAUGAGAGAGACCAACUCAUACACAUGGCCUCAUGUCUGGAGAAAGACAAGCAGGGCAUCAUUACUCGCAUCCUGGAGGGAACCGUUCGCCUUGGAAAACUUCAGGAAAAGGUCAAGGUGUUCAAGAAGCAAGCGUCAGCGAGUGUGUGUGCGCUGGGCCAGCGUUUGCAUGAACAGGAACAGGACUUUGCAGGCAAAGCGUCAAGUUUUCAGCGGGAGAUCCAGCACCUGCAGGCUCAGCUUCGCGACCGACAAGAACAACUCAACGGAGCUCUGCAGCAAAAGAGGGAGGUGGAGAAUGAACUGGAGGUGGUAUGGGAAGCCGCUGCAAAAGAAAACCAGCAUUUGCAGGACAUUGUGUUGGGCAAGGUCAAUGUCUUGUUGAGCCCUCAUGACUCACGCCUGUCUGUGGACUGGAAGCCACAGGAAGAUCUCAACCCUGCAGGUCAUCUGAACAGCACAAUAUCUCCUAUCUUUAGCAUGAAACCAUAUCAGAGUAGUGCCAUGUUCAAACCUGACCCUCAGUACCACAAUCUGUCAUUUGAUGAGAGCGAGAGGAAUGGAUUAGACUUCUAUUCCUGAUUUGACAAGUGGUGUUCCUAAUAAAGAAUGGGAUUAUUUUAAUAAAUAAGUAAGCACUACACAAGACCUAAACAUGAUUAGAUAUGCUCUAUGUGCCAAAUCAUCGAUUCUAAUUUAUUUUUGUCUGUUUACUUUGUAAAACUGUACUGAGCUCUUCUUCUACCCCAAACUGAAUAAUCAUCUGGUCGUAAUUCAAACAUACCACUGUAAUUUUAUAGAUGGUAUAGAUGGUGAUCAUUUCUUCUUCUGUGUAACCCCAACAAAAAUUAUCCAUCCAACUAACUUUUUAAGAAUUCAAAAUGUUUUUCUUCCCUUUAAAGAAUUCUUUUUGGCACCAUAAUUAUUAUUAAUGCACUGAAAUUCUAAAAGUUCGUUCUCAACUGUAAAUAUAAAGCAAACCAUAUAUGUGAUUUAUGAUGUUUUAUAGGUUUUAUAUAUAUAACUUAAAAAUAUGUGUCAGUGUAUUAUAUAAAACUAUAUAAAACAAAUUAUCACAUAAAAAAUUAGCUAUGAAAAAAAGUUCUGCUCAUUGUCUUGGGCAGCUUCCCAUACAGGGGGGUGUGCUUUUAAUUGCUUUCUGAUUGGAAUUAGUAGUGAGAGAUAAUAGAGUUGUGUCCUUGAGAGAGACUAAGACAAAACUGACUAAACUGAUUUAAAGAUUCUACGCCGAUAAGUAAAGAGGUUCGGAUUAUUGCCUUAUGUGUAAUCUUAAUUAUUGAUCAUAUCUGAAGAACAUGGUCAUUUUACAAAGCAAUUGAACUGGCGAUAAAUAAAUUGACUUGAUGGACAUGAGCAAACUGGUGUGCCAUUUUCAUUACUGCAUUAUCAAAGAAUCUCUAUAAAAGAAUAUGAUUUAAGUACUUCUUAGAUGCUAGUUGAUAAAUAAUGUAUACUACUCCAUCUAUUUGUAGUAUCCACGAGUUGUAUGGUUACAAUUUCAAGGAAACUUUAAGAGGCUUUUACCACAUGCAUGUAUAGAAUUUUUAUUUGCAAAUAGUAAUUAAAAAAUUAUCCUAAAUUGUCAUUUUUAAUCAUUGAGAAUUAUGCUUCAGAUCUUUGUCCAUCUGUGCUGUGAACCUCCUUCCAAUGGGUUUUAAAGCAUUCAAUUGUAUUUAUAUAACCCUACAUAAUUCAGUCUUCAUCCUCAGCAAUUACAUUCUUAUAAAAUACAAGGGAACCAACUUUAGCGGCAGCCGUGCUUCUAUAGUAAUGUAUGCAUGAUGAUUCUCACCUGCCUCCCGAGUCUUCCUCCAUAUUCCCACAGAUUAUAAGUCAUUACUAUUCUAUAACACCAAGCAGUGCCUACUGAGUUAAAAUGAGUGCAAACAGGGAUUUUGGUAAGACAGACAUGAGUCCACUCCACUUUCCACAAGUGAACCUGUGAAAGUAGCGGUUGAAAAUGGAUGGAACCUGUGAAAGUGGGAUGAAAC